AUGAGUAGCAAAAACAAACAACAACCUCAAUUGGCCUCACUUUUUUAGGAAAAUCUAAGUAAUAGCAGCAGCAAGGAGGACAGCAAGUACAAAUCAAGUUCAAACAUUACUGUGGAGAAUGAAAAUGUCAAUAAGAAGAGACUAAUGCAAGUUGCUCAGCUUUAGUAAAAGAAUUAAAAUCAAAGUAUAUCUGAGAGCGACAACGAAUGCGAGAUCGAUGACUGUGAAUUGGACAAGACUCUCCUUUAGAAAUCUCCAAGUGUCAGGCAUGGGAGUCAACUUAAGAAAUUGAACAAAGCUAAGUCUGAUGCAUUAGAAGAUUUCUAGAAUUCUGUUGGUCAGUCACUAGAUCAAGAAGACAUUUCUCAGACACCAAAUAAUUCUACUCUGGCAAUUAGAGAUAGAAAAAUAUUGAUAUCAAGACAAUACUCUGAUAAUCCAAAACGACCAGAUUAAAGUCAAUCGCCUCCAUGCCAAGAAGAGGUAGAUAAUAAGCUAGACGAGUCAAAUAAACAUGACAUGAGUGAAAUAGCAAUAGAAUUAAACGCACCAAAGCUUAAAUCUUACAAGAGUAACAGAUCAAAGAUCUCAAAUGAACAGAGCUUUUCUAAAUAAAAAAUAAAUUCGAUUGUGUAUAAAUCUCCCACUUCAGAAUAAAUGAAUGGCAAAAGAAAAUUUGAGACUCCCUAGCCACUACCGGUAAUUGAAAAUCAGAUAACCAAAUAAGCUGACAUGCCUAACCUAUCUCACAGAGUAGUUGGAGCAAUAUUAGUGGUGGAAGAUGAAAAUGUAAUGAAUGAUACAUAUCAUGAUGCCGACAGCUUGAUAAUGUCAGAGCGGGGAGAUAUUACGACUAAGAAUAUCAACACGAAAAAUUCAAAUAGGCUGGAAAGAAGAGCACCGAUGCCACUCAUGUAUCAGUCAAUCAUGAAAAUGCCUUCAAACAAUCUGAUAACUGAAGGAUCUGAUAAUGAGAACUAGCCUAAUAAAGUAGUCGUUCCCUAUAAAGUGAGAAUGAGUGAUAAUAGUCAUCAAUUAAGAAUCAGAAACAAGGCACUUAUGCCUGUCAAGAAAAAUAUGGACUUUACAGCCUAGAACUUUGGCAGUUAGGAUGGAGCUGAUGUUUUGAAGUUAAAUGAUGAGGAAAGUGGAUUAAUUAUAAUUAGUUAGAGAUAAAGACCUGUAGAUGAUCUAGAACAAGCUUGCUCAUAUUUGUCCUGGGAGCCAAAAGACUUCCAUCUAGAAGGCGAGGAUUUUAUAGGCCAAAUGACUAAAAGUUAACCCUUUUCAAUUGCCUAUCAGCAGGAUAUUGAGUAUAAUCAGAAUAUCUUUGAAGAUUGUGGUGAGACUAGAAUGUUCUCAUUACUUCAGUAGACCCCUAAAUACACUCUAGGUUCAACUAUUAAAAAGAAUUUACAGAUGUCUCAGCUAAAUAGUGUUCAUAAAUCAAGUAUCUAUCUCGAAACUCUUAACAAUCAGAAUCCAGCUGAUGAGCCAACAAUGAAUUUGAAUAGAUUAACAGUAACCUAAGGAGGUGAUAAUCAAGUUUACUAAAAUGUUUCUAAAUUUUACAACACUCAAGCCUCAAUGAUGUAAGCAGUUGGUAAGAAAAAGCGCUAAAUGCAAUUAAUUGAAGCGUAAGCUAAUGGCAGAAGAGUCCGCUAAGAACUUGAGUAUUCCUAAUAUUAAGACUUUAAAGAGUACAGUUUGCCAUCAGGUUUUAUUAUAAUAGAUAAGGAGGGUCCAUUAAGUAUUUAAGAUUCUUAGCUAUAGGAGAUUAAUGGUGUGAAUGGCUCAUAAGUAUUCCUAGGCUAAAAUAACUCUCUCGUCUUUAAGAAUUAACAAUCCGAUCAGUUGACCAUCAAAAUAGUAUAAUUUGAAUUAGCUUCUCCAAUGGUUGUUAAUGAUUAUGAUACACCCAAAGACCAUAGCAAUUCUCUUGAGACUGUAUUGAUAAAUAUUAUUUAAGAUGAAGAGUCAGAGCAUAAAGAUGAUUCAGAAGUAGUUACUCCCAGAACUAAAACCAUAAUAUUCUAGGAUUGCGCAUUUAUAUAAGAUGGUAGGCAUGAGGAAAUGGCUGACGUAUCCCCAAGUUUUCUUUCUAAAAAAUGCAUGAUAGCAGUUAAAGUUCAGAACUUCAGCAAGCAUGUAAACUACGACAUCUAAUUUGUGAACUGCAUUUUCUUGGGAUAUCAUCAUGCCAUUGUAUGCAAUGAAGGCAAUAUAUCUAUUAGCACCUUCAGCUGUACUUUUAAAAAGCAGAAGCAUGAAAGUAUUAUAGGAAUAGAUCUUAAGCUAAUUAAGCUCUCAUAGUCUAUUUUCAAGAAAAGCACUCUUUCAGAUUGCUAUAAAUCAGCAGUCAUGCUUUAAUACAAUGAGAAGUAACAAUCAAAAGAUCCUAAAAUCAUUGAUAUUCAGGGUAGCACUUUUAGAAAGUGUCAAGGCAUUGCUUUAACUGUAGUAGGCAAUGAGUAAGAGGUCCAAAAGCUCAGCUUCUUUAUGAAAGAUUCUAAAUUUUCACUUAAUUAGGGUCAAACAGCAGUUAAGUUUGAGAAUCUGUAGGGAUUUCAAUAUGGCAGAUUCGAUUAUAGGGAGAGUAAUUUAACAAACAAUUAUCAUUCAACAAACCCCUCGCCAGAGCGAUUAUAGAAGUAGGAUCAAAUGAUUAAAAUAAUGGAUUGCGAGGUAUUAGACAAUAAACGCAAUGGAAUUGAAAUAAAUAAUGUUCUCGCUGGCUUUUCAAUUAAAAGAUGCAACUUUAAGGAAAAUAAAUAUUCAGGGGUAUAUAUAAAUCAGAUAAAAACUGAUACUGAAACCGCAAUCUGUAACUGCUGUUUAAAAGCGUAGGUUAGAUUGACUGAGAACUUUAAGACUGAGGGAGGGGAGUCUCAAUUACUUAUGUCGCAAUCUCCUAGCAAGCUGGUUACAAAGUAAACAAUCAACAAUAUCAGCAAAAUUAGUGAAUGCCUCAUUUCAAUGAAUCAGAUGCAUGGAAUUGAAAUAAAGAAUUACAAAUAGAAUGACCUCAAGAUUGAGUAAAAUACUCUUGAGGAUAAUUUUUGUGAUGGAAUCAAUGUGCUUCAAGAUGAGGGGUUGGAAGACCAUUCAGUUCUCGAUUUGAACAACUCAAAGAACAAAUCAUCAAUUAAUAUUAGUCGCAGUCCCAGUAAGAUGACUAUCAUUAAGAGGAAUUUGAGACCUUAAAUGAGUCAUACCAAACUUCACCUAGGAUACAACAAAAUUAAAUCAAAUAAAAACUGUGGACUUUACUAUGCAUCUCCCUUAAAUAGACUUCUUUACUCGUAUUUGAUUGGCAAUGUGUUUGAGAAUAAUUUAAACACUGAUGUUUUUGUAUAAGAGGAGUCUGUUUUUAAAAUGAUUUUCUUCCUAAAGUUGUAAGGGAAGUAAAGCAACACAUUAGAAUAGCCCAUUUAAAAAGGUUUUGAUAAUGAAGAAGGAUAGUAGAACUAUAUAUAGCUGACUUGCACUGAAGACUCACAAACAGACGACUUUAAAUAAAAAAACAAAAAGUCUAUUAAGAAAUAUUCAGGCAGUGUUGAAUCAAGUGGUAAUAAGUAAAAUAGAAAGCCGAUGAACAAGAGACAAAGUAUGUCAGCAUGUUUUGGCAAAAUAUGCAAACCAAGUGGCAACAUUAGAGGUCACAGAUAUAAAAAUUAAAGUGGAUAGGACUACUCUAAAGAUAGUACUGCUUACUAGUCCAGAAUAAGCUACUAGAAUUAAUAAAAUCAAUAGCAAAAAGUGAGUCUAGUUUAAAACUAGUCCUUUGAGAUUAAUAGAAACAAUUCUGGAAUCGCAAGCAACUUCGAUAACUAGAAUCAUAAUAGGAAUGACAGCGAGUUUUUCAGUAAAUUCAACGUAGGAGAUCAAAAUAACCAGGAGUCUUUAAGAAAUGUCAGUGCAAGCAAAUAGAUUCAAAAUCCCAAUAAUAAUCAAAGCAAGAAGAGUAUUAAAAAUGUAUAUGAAAAAAGCAAUAACUGCCGCAUUUUCUGA
Molecule: messenger RNA, 4011 nt
Organism: Stylonychia lemnae
Lineage: Eukaryota; Ciliophora; Spirotrichea; Sporadotrichida; Oxytrichidae
Source: the annotation of a GenBank genome assembly